Eimeria maxima is the source of this 3426-nucleotide messenger RNA. RefSeq lists its product as hypothetical. The record is from RefSeq and is a predicted model, not a curated record. Lineage: Eukaryota; Apicomplexa; Conoidasida; Eucoccidiorida; Eimeriidae. The transcript has a single exon. Bases 1 to 3426 code for a protein of 1141 amino acids.
AUGGAACAGGCUUCAGGGAAGGCUGCUGUGCCAGGCAGCAGUGAAAACAGGUUCUUACCGAUGGCGUCAGCUACUGAGGCCUCCAGAAGGAUGCUUUCUCUGUUGUCUCAGUCACAACUUCGACAGCAACUCGAAUGUCAGGUGCGUUACUUCCUGUCGGGAAGGUUGUUGAAUUGCGCAAUUGAGCGGGAGAGUGUUUAUGGAUAUGGAGGUGCAGAUCAAUGCGGAGAGGAUGCGGAAAAGUCCAGGAAGAGUCUUGUUUUUAAGGCAACUCUCUCGCUUGUUCUUCUUUGGCUGAAGGCUCACGGCCUUGUUCACACAGCUGGAGUACUUUGUCCUGAGGCAGACAUGCGGAACAGCGAUGUACUGUCGCAAGAGGAGUGUCAGGCCGUUUUACAGUUACCAAAGGAUCUUCUCAGAAGACCAUCUACUCCCUGCGCCUCUUCAGCGCUUCAGUGGAAUCUGCUCGACCGCUUGAUACAUGCUGCAAGCCAGCUCGGUGCAGGACAAGCAGCCAGCUUGCGAAGGAGCACAGAUCCAGUGUUUGCAGCGAGAUAUAGAGCAUCUAGUGCAGGCGAGAAUCGUUGCCUCCCGAGUGAUGGGGGGACCAGCUCUUCCUGCAGAAGUGGGCGGACUGACUGCAUGCAACGAGCGAAGCGGGCGAAGGGGAUCUCUUGCCCACCCAGAAGUGCUCGCAAGCAAAAAAUCGAAUCCGUGGUUUCUGAAUCUGUCGACCCCCCAUCUCGAAAUUCCGGGGUGGCCGACACCAAGUGGGAUGAAUGGAGAGAGAUGGCGCAGAACAAGAUGCUAGUUUUGGAAGCCCACUUAAAAGGCCUUGAGCUGCGCGAGUCGUCAAAACGACUAGUUGCUGCCAGCGAGGACUCCCGGCAUGCCUUGGACCAGCGCAUUGCCACAUUAGAAAGUGCAUACGAAAAACGAAUGCGGCAGCUAGAGAGAGCAGUAGACCGAGCAACAGGAAGUCAACAAGCACAUGCAUUCGAGUCGCAAAUCACAGAGCAUGAGGUAAGGAGCAAACUCGAGGCCCGCUUGGUCCAACAAAAGGAAUUGGAGGCGCGGCUUGCUGAGCGUGAAACGAAUUUGUCAAAAAGGGAACGUCUUUUGGAUGAUAGGGAAAGGGACUUGAUGAGAGCAGCUCUACGUAUUCAGAAGUAUGACCUUUGUACAGAACAGAAUGAAGCGAACAUAAUGCUCACACAGGAGCAGCCAAGCUUCCAAUCUCAGCUUCCGCAAGCGCAGAGGCAGGUGAAAGGGCUAGGGGCUCAGCUAGAUAGACAGGCGACUGAGUGUGUAAAUUUCAUGCAGCCUACAAUGGAAGCGAAAAAUGAAGGAGAUAUUGUCGCUUGCACAACGCAUCUACCAGCGCAAAAGCCAAUGGCUACUCAUAGCAGUGCGCGCUCAGAGCAUAAUGCAGCAGUAGCUCUAAAACAGGCAUACGACGGCCAUGUUGCGCGUUUGACGGACGAGAUUCAACGCAGCAAUGACCGACUAAGAAGUAGGGAUGCGGAGUUCAAGCUCCUCGUUGUGGAGCUUGAGUCCGCUCGACGCAAGAGUGCCGAAGCGCAGAGGCGUUUGAAGAAAAUGCAAAAAUUGUAUGAAGCAGCAAGGGCGGCAUGUGUUCAAAACAGGAAACUAGCAUCGUCGAUGUGCCUUUCGCUUAGCUGCAUUGAUUUUGCUGUGGAGCAGCCUGCUGAACUUGCGGAUAGGGAAGUGCGUGACCCCGUUGGAGGAGAAAAUGUGUCUCUGAAUGCUUGCGGUCUACCGCAUAGUGCAAGCAAUGUUCCUGAUUUGUUUAAGAGUGAUCAGUCCCCUAUUCAAGGGUACGGAAUAAGCUUAAAUGACCAUCGGUGGAUCUGUCUUAAUGACGUUAACAACGGACCCCCUGAAGUAGAAAUUCAUGAACAAAAUUGUUGGAACGCAGCAUGCAAUAUGCAGGGACAACACCCCAAGUCAAGGAGUUAUCAAACAACAGCGAAUUUUGGAGACACCGCUUGCCCUGGCUUUCAGCAGAGCAAUCUUGCUGGCUCCGAAGGGCAAGCGCUUAGCUCUCGUCUCCAUUGUUUAAAUACUGAUUUAGAGAGACAGUCGCAACAGUUCAUCCAUACUCCAAACCCUGUAAACAGAAUGCAGACUGUUUCGACAACACCUGAAGACCCUGGCCAUACAUGUUUCAACAGGAGCGAGCCAAUGAUGCCCUUGCGAGUUGGCCAAGAACGACACUUGAGAACAGGCACCCCCACUCCGACUGGAGAGGCUGGGGAUUCAAACAGCAGUGCUGUGAGAGAAGAAGUAUUCAAAGAAACAAUUCGCACUUCCUGUUCUUCAGCUUCAAUCAUUUUUUCAAAUUCCGCUUCCCACUUGCCACUCCCACGCGAAGCUCCUUCGGCUAGGCUUGACUUACAUUGCGCUUCCCUGAAGGAAGAAGCUUCAGCGACUUUGCGCACAAACGAGCACACAAGGACUCCUGCGGUGGGUGCUGCUGUGGACCAUCCCCCCGAACAACAACAGGAGCCACAACUUGACCCUAGCAGUGACAGUUCCAGCGGCAGUCUGUUGAAGGCCGAACAAGGAAGUGCAUACCAAGCCGGGAUGGAGUCUGAAGCAAAUAUAAAUAUAGGAUUAUCCGGCGACAUGCAGCUGCUAGCUUCCCCUGAAGGCAGUGCAGGCCCUGUUACGCCGAAUGCCCCCCUCAGUGGGCAAGACGUUCCACUUCCCCGCUCUUCUCCAAGAGAGAUUUCAAAUGUAGUUCCGUGCAGCGAGCCUGAAACAAUAACAAUAAUGCGUCGGCAGUCUGUAGAAAGAAUCCUAAGGCCUCCAGUCAAAGCAGACAAUUCAGCUUAUGGUGAAGGCCCUUCGACAACCAUCGAGUAUCACAACACUCUGAAUGCUACGCAAGCUACACCAGCGAGGCAGGAGCAGGAGGUGGCAGGAACAAACCCACCAUUUCCUCCACAAGUAUACACUAGUGGUGGAGGAGAACCCACCGGGGCUACUCCACGCGGUUCCUCUGAAUGCGAGAUCCCCCGCAUCUCAGUGGCCCCAGCAAGCACACCAAUGGAGCGCUCGCAGGUGGUGGAGCACAAGGAAAAUGAAGGUGCCAAAGGCUCGCGCCUGCAAAGCCCAUGGGCCGAAGCUUCCAUUGCUUCGUCGUUGCCAGAAUCUCCUCAAGGCUUGUCCAAUUUCCCUUCUCUUUCUUGCCCAGUGGCUGCCACCAUUGAAGGCAUUCCCUCGCCCACCCUGCGGAAAUUAGACUACCGCGGAAGGUGGGCAGUUGCACAGAAAAAGUCUGAUAAUGCUAGAGGGGCUCCAGCAUCGUCCUCUCCCUCAGAGCAUGAAUGGCUGGCUUGUGUAUCCCCUACAGACCCAAUCAUUCACACGGACGAAGCAGAAUGCCACGGCGGGGCAUAG